AAAGCUUUCGGCGAGGGAUCCAUUGGUGAAUUUUUAUAUGUUAACUUCAUGAUGAAUGAAUUUUCCUACCUGAACAUCACCAGUGUUGGACGGAAUCUUAUUCAAGAAGGAGACGAUUGCGCCUUCGCCUGUCUAAACAUCGCCUCAUGUUUCUCCUACAACAUGGCUACCUUCCCUGAUGUCAACGGAAAAUUUCUCUGUGAACUACUCCCAUCGGACAAGUAUAACAACUCAGAAAAAUUCAUCACCAGCAAGGAAUUUCAUCACUUUCAUAUUCCGGUGAGUGAAACUUCUUUUAUCUUAAACUAAAAUAAAAACAAUCUUUUUUAAAGUUCCUCUUAUAGAAGCGUUUAGUAGUUGGUCGAUGGUAAAAUUUUCUCGCUUAUAAAACUCACUAACCCUAACCAUUUACUAAAUUAUAUGAAAAAGGUGAAUUUAUUAGGGCAACAAAAUUACUGGUAAACGAGUAGUUUUUAUUGUGGUCGACAAGGUUAAGGAUCCCAACUGGCCGCAGGUAAACCAGUUAGCUUUUUACAAGCGUAUCCUAGAGAUGAACUCGAGAACAAAUCCGCUUAGUGGUUAGAGAAGAGCAGAAGAGAGAAGAUUGAACUCGGCUCUUCCGGAUCACAAUUCCAUCGCUCUAACCGCCGCUCGGCCACUCUGCUUUGAUGGCAAGAGGGAACUGAAAAUUAAUAGUUGCCUUGGUUAUUGGAACACAAGGGAAUAAAAAAGCAACAACGAAUUUCAUUAUUCUCUUUUAGGGUAGCGAGAGAAAGAUAUCACAUGAAAUUUUUAAUAGCGAGGAGAACAAACCAAUCUAGGUUUUUCAUCUCUUUUUGCGACACAUAACUGUUGAUGUCCAUAAUAUUCGCUCGAGAUGAGAAUACUAUAUUACAAUGUUAAGAGGUUUAAAGAACUGAUUAAAAAAACCAAACUUUUUCGACUUCAUCUCCAUCUUCGUAACCGUAGAUCUUAGAGAAAAUCAAGUUUUAUCCCAUUUCUAUCCCAGCCCUAUUCAUGGCCAACCACUCAGUGCUUUAAAAUUUCACUGCAGCUUUAGUUUAUUGUUUCUGGACCAUUUUCUUAUGGUCUUUUUAAUAACGCACAUUGGUGCUAAGAAAAACUGGGAAAGGCAAAAAGUCUUACAAUGCUGUAAACCUGCGACAUGCUUUUUCAGUAUGCGCCCCCUUAAUUAACUGUGGAACUCACUACCACUAAAUUUGCUCAAGACACCAUCUUUAACCAGUUUUAAUUUAAAAAAAAACUGAAAACAUAUCUUUUGGCACAAUUUUGAGAAAGUAGGUAAAUGUUUUUGUAAAACGAAUUUAAUACCUGUAAUGCAUCAUAUAUCGAGCCACUGUCUAGCCAUGAAAAUUUUAUCUCAAAAUAUUUCGAAAACGCUUUCACGGAUUUUGCUCAAACUUCACGAACUUCGAGGUAGCUAUAUUAGAGGAAAAGGAUCUCGUGAACAGUUUUGGUAAAAAAGGCCCCAGUGCCGAAAAAUACGGCUGCAAGUAUAAUAGCUAAUGAUGUCAUUUCGUUGCUAUGACAACUCCGACGUCAUAGAAACCCUAAUCAUAACAAAUUUAUCUAAUACAGCUGUGCUGAUAAUUUUUUCAAAUCUUCGUUAAUAGCAACGUAGUCUAUACGCAAACUUGGGAGGUAUUGACCCUGAAAAACCCUAUCGAGCCACCUUAAGCUUGAACAAACAUAAGCCAUUUUAAGCCAAUAUCACCUGUCUCGGUAAAACCAACAAACAGCAAGUCCUAACAAACAAAAUGUACUGUACUAAAUACUGGAUGUAAAAACAUUUAUCGUCUAAGAAAACUGUGCAUGUGAAUGUUAGGAAAAGGAGUAUAGUUUGCUUAUAUUUUUUUCACUCAGAAUAUCUGCGACACCCAUCCUUGUCUUAACAACGGAAAGUGCUAUUUUAAAUACACCGACAAAAGGUACGGAUGUGUUUGCGCAUCUGGCUACACUGGAGAAAACUGCGAGAAAGGUAAAUGUGAGCCUACUUUCAAUAAUUCAAUAGACUUGCUUACAGCUGCAGCAGAAGAACGAUGAUAAUGCUGUAAGAAACAGACUGAGGUGUUAAUCAGAAAAAACUGUUAGCUAGUGUUAGAUUUGAUAUACGACAAACGGAGCCAGCCCGUCAAAAUCGCCAGGGAAUCGAACCCCGACUCAUUGUUCUUGGUGUUGCGUCAAUAAAUAAUUGAUGGAUGAAUAAAGAAUGACGACAAAUGAUGUUAGUAGUGGUAUUAUGUCAUUUAUGUUUCAAGCGCCUUUGCGAAUCGAGUCUUAUUGAUGUUGUUGGGAGUGUUGCUUUGGGCGAGCUCUGUUUACUAGGAUUUCACCAUGGCGGUUUACCAGGAAAUAAAACAUUAUGAAAUAAAAUGAAGCUUUAUUAAAAGGGACAAUCUUUUAUGCAAGGUUUUAACUUACGCGUAGAAUGAAAAUGACUCAUUGACUCAUUGAUAAAUGCACUAUUCCUUUGUCAAUGGGCUCCCUCUGUGGAGCGUGAUCCAGGAGCGAGGGACUGGUGCGAGCAGUUUCCCAAAGUUUCCUUCUACAGUAGAUGACUAGAUUAUGAUACAGAUGAAUAAUUUUUUGUAUGGUGACAUACACUUUAAAUAAUUGUAUCAUUUAAUUUCGUGUUUUCGUCUGUUGAGUUUGAUUUAAGCUUCUCUUGAAGCGUUCUGUAUGCAAACCCUAUGCAAGAUCACGAAACUGACAAUGAGAUCACAGAUCAAACUGUCAAAAAUCAUUUUGUUGUUACAGAUAUCGAUGAAUGUGACGAUGGAGUCCAUGAUUGCCUUCCUAGUGUGGCUUCCUGUGUGAAUACAUUGGGUUCGUUUAAUUGCUCCUGUAACCACGGAUACAUAGGUGAUGGAAAGACAAACUGCACAGUGAAUUCAUCAGGUAAAAUCCUAUUAAAACGUUUUUUAGUUAUGUUUAAAGUACGUAUCAUUAAGGCAGUUACAGUAAUAUUUUGUACAAUAGCAAAAGUAAUUAAUCAACUAUAAACUUCAAAUUUUUACUCGAUAUAAACACAGUUGGUAGAGGAGAUAUGACUGCGUGAUAUGUACACGGGUGGCCCAAGCGUAAUAUGAGAGUUUGUUUGGGAAAUAAAACGCGUUAAUUUUAAGCGAACUUAACAGGUGAAAGUUAUCAGCAUAAAUAUUGUUACCUGGUGUCGCUGUGUUUUAUUCUACGAAGUUCCAGCGCGAUUGGAUCAGUAUAACAUCAUCUGACCUGAUUGUGUUUUAGUUAUACUGCGGGAUGUUAUACAAAUCAAAUCGCGCUAAAACUUCGGAGAAAGAAACACAACAACACCAUGUAACAAUAUUUAUACUUUAUUUAUAACUUUUAACCGUUUUAGCUCAUUUAUUCGAAGUAAGGUUUAUUUCUAGUAGAAACUCUCAUAUAAUAUUUUGAUCAUUUGGGUAUAAACAUGUUCACAAUUGCGUUUACAAGAACGAUCGUGACGAACUAAUAUUUAAUGUAUCUGACCACUUUCGAAUAAUGUGUUUAAUACCCGGUUUGGAAUUUAUGUGCGUCUUGAUAGCUAUUGUUUCGGAAUAAUCGAUUUGCACACAACAAUAUGGCAAAAUGUGGAUCCAUAAAUUUCUAUUUGUUAUUGGUUUUGGAUUUGUUCCUAUCUUUGAUAUGAAGGCUCUCGUCAAUGACUCGGUGCAAUGACUUUAUCCCUGACUCAGUUUGAGACAGUUGUCUGUUAGUAUUUGCCACGUUCUUCAAGUAUGAAUAUAAAACACUAUUGUGAUAACUUACUAUUCAGAUUUAUCGUUAUUAUUGUCAGAAAACAGGAAAGGGUUGUCUCAAUGUUAUAUCACAUAUUGGGACUUUGGGUAAUCGGCUCCUGUUAUUGUUCAUUAACAUACUUAAAACAUGUAAAAUGUAGGGCUGUUGAACCGUGAUAUGAGGGCCUCAAUGAGGUGGGGGUAUUUAAGGUGAACGGUCAAUAUUUCAGUUUUUCUGUGCCUGGCGGUUAAUAAUUCUUUCCGUUUUUCAGGGGCACCCGAAGGCAAUUUUCGGAAAAUAUCUGUCCGGAAGACGAUUUGAGAUCUAGAAUUUUCGGAACACUUGUUGUAAAAUUUCUUGCUUGCCUGCCUCUCCUAGGAUUUUCGAACAUCUACAAAAUGGUAUAAUUACCCAUUUUUAACGGAUUUUUACCCUGAAAAAAGGCCACCUAGAAUUUUCGGGAGCUUUUUCCUGGCUGAAAUUUUAGAACAGGUAAGUUUUGACCCCUAUAAUUUUCGGAUCACUAGACUUUCAGCUAUAUACACUGUAUAUAGGAAAUCCGAACAGAUGAAAAGUUUUUAGGGGAUAAAAAUAUGCCUAUAUCUACCUUUUAAAUACUAAAAUACGUUCAACAAUGCUACGGUUAAGUGGUUUUGAACUAUAUCCUCGUUGGGUGCCCCUAGUUUUUAAACAGACAUCUGAAGAAAAAAAGUUUCUACCAUGGGAAGCCUCUAAGGACUCUCCGGGAUGGGAAUAAAAAAGGCUGAAAUACUGGGUCCAUCAGCCACGAAACAAGACCAAGACAAGGCACAAAAUUCUAACAAGCAAUAUUAUAUGGCUGAAUCCGCAUGCGGGAAAGAUGAAGCGCAUUCUGUGUUCUGAUUGGCUACCCUAGCGGGCAAGAUGAGCCUAACUUGCCUGCUCAGGAUUUCCCGCGUUCGUCCCGCAAGAACAAUUAUCUUAUUGACCAAGCUUGUUCGGUCAAGUUGGCUGGAUAUUAAUCUCGUUCUCGUUUGCGUUAUUAUUGACUUCGAAUUCGUCUCAGUUCACAAAAGUGCAUAAAGAACUUGGUCAAUAACGCAUAUGUAUUGACAAUCCCUACAAAUUCGCAAAUUGUGGGUAGAAGAAUAUUUAUGGCUAACUUUUGUGACGAGUACAGGUUUCUAAUCAAUAAAUUUAUUAUUUUAAUUUAUUUAUUAGAAUGUUAUAACUUCACAUCUCUGACCGAUGCCGACAGGAAACCAUUAUUUCCUCUGGUCGAAACCGCUAAAAAAGACACGAAUCUCGGUCCAGGAUGGUUUCGUUUCCAAGGCGACGCAGGUAAUAUGAUGACUACUUCAUGUCCGUCUAUAAGGAAGUGUAACACCCAUGCAACCGGCUGGUUAAAUGGUACACAUCCUGACGUAGCCGAUGGUAUUGUCACAAGACAAGUCUGUUUUAGUUACAUUGCAGGAUGUUGUGAGUGGCAAACCCAAAUCCAAGUGAGGAAUUGCAGUGAAUACAUUGUAUACUAUCUUCACAGUACACCA
This is a messenger RNA of Porites evermanni, 5288 nucleotides long. Lineage: Eukaryota; Metazoa; Cnidaria; Anthozoa; Scleractinia; Poritidae. The record is from the annotation of a GenBank genome assembly.